CACUAACCAGUCUUGUUCUGGAACGAAACCUCAGUGGUGUCCUUCACUCUUACAAAGCUCGUUUUCCUUUCUCAGUCCGUACGUGGUUAAUUAUACAAGGACAAAUACUCGUAUACGUACACAGUAGUAUAGCAAUAAGUUGAAAAAUGGAUUCUGGUUCAAAUGGAGAGGAGCCCACUUCAUGGGAAGAGCUUUACAAUAUCAAUUUGAUUCCAUCUGAGUUGUUUCUCAAGUUUAGAAAGGAGAUUGAGGGGAUUCGCGUUGGUGUCAAUUUAGAGUUCUAUAAUGCUCCAAUCAAUGAAUUUCAAGGCAAGAUUGUUCUAAAACCUUUGUCCCCUGAGCGGAGGUGGAAAUUCAUAUAUGAGCCAAUACAUCAGGAUGUACGCAUUCUUUCGAAGAAGAUUCCUGUUACCAAGUUUCUAAAUCUCCAGGUCGGCGUAGGCCAUAAUUUUCAGUUGCAUGCUACUGGUUGGAAAUGGAAGCUUACAACUUGUUUAGGUGGAGAUGGCAUAUCUCGGAUUCAGAAUAAGACGUCACUCGGGUUGUUCCCUGGCAUGGAUUUGCGGUUUGGGUGGAGGGCAGAUUAUGUUCUUCCAGAAAUUACUGGGGCUUUGGGCGCUGAUGAGCCGUUGUUCAACAUGAACUCAGGAAGGCUGCAAGCAUCAUUAGAUAGAGUUGAGGCCAUUCUAGCCCAUCCAUCAUGAUUUGUGUUAGAAAAAAAGGUAGAGUUGCCCAUCCUUGUCAUUUACUUUGGUCAUUUGAUUUCUUACAGAAUUUCCAUGGAACAUAAAUGUCGUUUGUUGUUUAUUUUUUCCCCAACGUCAAUGACCAUUCUACUGGUUCUUUGGAGUUAUUAUUUGUUGCUAUUAGCUUAUGAUAUUAGCAUUUUUUUUGUCCUUGCCCAGCAUUAAUGAUCAUUUCUUUGGGGCUAUUGUUUACUAGCUUAUGAUAAAGGCACAUUUAUUGUUUGAGCAGUUAUUUGCUUAUAUCAAAUCCUUUCAGGUCUGGUAUGGCUGAAGUUUGUGCAUCUCAUUACUUGUGUAAAGACGUGGGUUUUCUUCCUAAUUUAGGAUAUAUUGUUAGUGACAGGAGAGAAAAAUAUUAAACAUUAUUAGUGAUGCGAGAGAGAAUGAAGCCCAGCCCACUAGUGAUAUAAGUGUACUAUUAUAUGGUGACAACUCUUAACCAAAACGAGUUUCAUAGAAAAUUAGUAAAAUGGAAUGCAUGUUUUAAUUCUUGCCGUGUGGGCAUGGAGACCGUAGUGGUAGAGGAAAUGGGCUGUGAAGGUUUCUCCAAGUACUCCACAUUUGUAUUAUGGAUAUACAUCUUUGAUGAUAUGUUGGAUAUCAAUGAUUCUCAAUUAUAAGAGCAUCAGGGUAUUUUUUCCUGCAACUUUGAAUUUAUGUCUUAGAUAAUUGUGCUUAAAACGGUGAUGCCAGCAUUGAGAAGGUGAAGGACAAGGCAUGGAGAGAAAACAAAAGGGCGUUUCCAGAUGGGCAAUACCCUAGUUCAAGAGGAACAUAGGAUGGGUUAGGGCACCAUUCUUAAGUUUGUAAAUGUUUUUGGCUACGUCUUGUUUCUCUAUCUUAUCACCUGUUUAAUGUAUAGGAAGUGAACUAUUUAAAGCCUUUUUGAGAAUUGCUCAAUGCCUUAUUUCUAGCUACUUAAAAGCUAUCUUGUUCAA
This is a messenger RNA of Populus nigra (black poplar), 1684 nucleotides long. RefSeq lists its product as uncharacterized. The record is from RefSeq and is a predicted model, not a curated record. Bases 147 to 704 code for a protein of 185 amino acids. NCBI's taxonomy places the organism in Eukaryota, Viridiplantae, Streptophyta, Magnoliopsida, Malpighiales, Salicaceae. The transcript has 5 exons.